AUGUCCACUGACGAUUCCGCGCAAGAUGAUAGUCCCGCCGGCAUCAUCGCCCAGCUUGCCGGCUACGACGCGCCGCGCCUCGCCGCCGACCCCCAGGCCCGCAUGACCGCCCUCGCGCUCUCCAAAACGCUGUCCGCCUCGCUCGAAGACCCCGAGACCUACGCCAUGGCCACCGCCCUAGCCCGAACCGCCUCCUGCGGACCUGCGGGCCACCAGGCGCUCACCGACCCGUCGCGGGGCAUCCUCCAGCGCGCGUUCCCCAACGACGACAACGCUCCGCGAUCGCCGUACGAGGUGCUCGAGGGGAUGCCCGCGAUGCACCGAGACUUCAACGCCGCCAUGGCCGUCGGCACCGGCCAGCCGGAGCCCUGGUUCCGACUCUUCCCCACCGCCGAGCGGCUUCUCCCUACCCACGACGACAACGGCACGACGCCGCUGCUUGUUGACGUCGCCGGCGGCCGCGGGCACGACCUGCAGGCCUUUCACGCCGCCUUCCGCGGCCGCGUCCCGCUCGUAUUGCAGGACCUGCCCGAUAUCCUCGACACCAUCCCCGCCGGCCUGCUCAACCCGCCGGCCGUCACCGCGCAGGCGUGGGACUUCUUCGGCGGCGAGCCCCAGCCGGUGCGCCGCGUGCUGCACCAGUGGCCCGACGGGCGCGCGCUGCGCAUCCUGGGCGCGCUGCGCGAGGCCAUGCUGGAGGCGGGUCCCCGCGGCUCCACGCUGCUCAUGUGCGAUGCAGUGCUGCCGGACGUCGGCGCGCCGAGGGCGGCAGUGCGAACUCGACAUGUCGUCAAGAUCUGGCAGACGCACCCGGGCGCCGAUGGUGUCAACGAGGCGGUGGUUGGUUCUUCGGAGUAA
Molecule: messenger RNA, 858 nt
Organism: Cordyceps fumosorosea ARSEF 2679
Lineage: Eukaryota; Fungi; Ascomycota; Sordariomycetes; Hypocreales; Cordycipitaceae
Product: O-methyltransferase, family 2
Exons: 3
Coding region: 1-858 (285 amino acids)
Molecular function (GO): O-methyltransferase activity
Source: RefSeq, a predicted model, not a curated record